CGUAUUUGCCAGCAUAGCAGACGAGAGGCAGAGAGAGAGAGAGAGCUGGCACAAGAGUAGGAAAGAGAGGGGGAGAGUUCAGUGUGUGUGUGUGUGUGUGUGUGUGUGUGUGUCUCCUGGGGAGAAGCACAGACUUCAUAUCCAGGUCUCCAGUAAACAUCUAUGAGCCUCCUCUAUAAAGCUGCUGUGCUACUGCAUGGACCCUCGGAGCAAAGGCAAAAAUAUCAGCUUCAGUUCCUGUUGAAUUAUCAGUGUAGCAGAGGGCACACAGCUGAGCUCCAGCACAGAACAGUAGCUGGGUGCAGUGGCAGCAGCUUGCCAGGGAGUCUGUAGAUGCUGAAAAGAGCCGAGACAAAGUGAGCAGAGAUCAACCAACUGAGCAGAACAUGACAGCUGCAGCAGCUCAGGAACUUGACGAGCGAUGUUUCCUGUCGGCGCAGUCCCUUCCCAGCCUGAAGGUAUCUGAGCACUUCAAGGUGGUGAAGCUCCUGGGACAGGGAACCUACGGCAAGGUCAUGCUGGCCGUACACAGAAAGAGAGGAACCCCGAUGGCUCUGAAGUUCUUUCCUCGUGAGUCGACCUCGCUCACCUCCUUCUUGCGUGAAUACAACCUGUCCCUUUCCUACUGCACCCAUCCUUCUCUGACACGGGCCCUUGGCAUCUUCUUUUCCACACCCACCUAUUAUGUGUUUGCCCAGCAAGCUGGUCUAUACGGCGACCUCUACAAUGUGAUAGUGUCUGAGGUCGGGGUGGAUGAAGAGCGUGUUCAGAGGGUAAUGGCCCAGCUAAGUGGUGCCGUCACACACCUCCACUCCCUGGGGUUCGUCCACCGCGACAUCAAACCUGAGAACAUCUUCCUGUGUGACAGCUCCUGUCGCUGGGUCAAACUGGGCGACUUUGGUCUCGCCCGGGCCAUCGGCUCCACCGUUCGUGCCGUCUGGUACGAGUCUCCCUUCUGCACUCCUGAGGUGGAGCCUGGAAAAAAGGCUCAGAAGGACUGGGAUGGGACCGAGGAGAAUAUAGAGGAAAUCUGGAUAACAGUGGAGCCCACUAUUGACAGCUGGGCCCUCGGUGUGCUCGUCUAUUGCCUCUUAACUGGCUGCUUCCCAUGGGAGGAGAGCACCCUCGACGACCGCGGCUACCGUAGGUUCAAGGAGUGGUUUGACCGCGAGGAGAAGAUGAGGGAUGGUGAGUGGAGGCUUGAGGAGGAAAUAGACAGUUACACAAUCAUGAGGGAGAACCAAAGGUACAACCCCCCGCCCUCACAGUUUGAGGGCCUCAGCCCGCUUGUGAUGACUCUGUUCAAAGAGCUGCUCCACCCGGAGCCCAAACACAGAGGGAGCCCAGAGGAGAUCCUCAGCUACCUGGGAGGGCCGUGGCUGACGGAGACAGAGAUGGAGGAGAAGAGGAAGGCAGAGGAGGCGGAGAAGGAAGCCAGAAAAAUAAGGGAGGGAGGAGGUGUAGAAGAGGAGCUGGUGAGGGAGGGGAGAGGGGAGAGAUAAGCUUUGAUUAAUGGAUGUAACAUGUUUGAAAAACAUUGCUGCAUUGUAUUUUUGUUCAUGAUUAUAGCAGGUGCUAUAUUUUCAUAUUUUUAUAAAUAUCCUUACCACAGCCACCACUUCCCUUGUUGUAUAUAUUCCAGUGUGUAUACUGUAUACUGUACAUGUGUAUGUAUGAAGGAAGUGUCUACAGGUAAUACAAGGAAAGUUUGAUGUGUGAAACUAUGAGCUGUAUUAUAGUGCCUUUAAAAGUCUGUAUGAGA
This is a messenger RNA of Epinephelus fuscoguttatus (brown-marbled grouper), 1762 nucleotides long. It is a transcript of the gene sbk3, whose product is annotated as SH3 domain binding kinase family, member 3. The transcript is spliced from 4 exons. NCBI's taxonomy places the organism in Eukaryota, Metazoa, Chordata, Actinopteri, Perciformes, Serranidae. Gene Ontology annotation, molecular function: ATP binding; protein serine/threonine kinase activity. Gene Ontology annotation, biological process: peptidyl-serine phosphorylation; peptidyl-threonine phosphorylation. The record is from RefSeq and is a predicted model, not a curated record. The coding region runs from base 387 to 1502 and encodes 371 amino acids.